Loxodonta africana (African savanna elephant) is the source of this 9323-nucleotide messenger RNA. It is a transcript of the gene RHBDD1, whose product is annotated as rhomboid domain containing 1. Gene Ontology annotation, cellular component: endoplasmic reticulum; membrane. Gene Ontology annotation, biological process: negative regulation of apoptotic process; cellular response to unfolded protein. Gene Ontology annotation, molecular function: serine-type endopeptidase activity. Bases 252 to 1199 code for a protein of 315 amino acids. The record is from RefSeq and is a predicted model, not a curated record. The transcript has 8 exons. NCBI's taxonomy places the organism in Eukaryota, Metazoa, Chordata, Mammalia, Proboscidea, Elephantidae.
GAAGUAAGUGGAAUUUUUCCCAUUUAUGGAUAAAGAAAUGGAAGCUCAGCAGGAUUGAUGAUAUGAAUUGCCCAAGGCCACAUACUGGCAAAUAGAGACCAAUUGCUGUACCUUGGAUGGCCACUUGCAAGCUUUUGAGACCUCAGGCACUAUGCAUUGAACUAUGAGGUUAAGCUGUCUGUAUAGCUCUCUGAAUUCCUAAAAUUUGAUGAUAUUCUUCCAUCACUGGGUUGUUUUCCUGAUAUUUAACCAUGCAGCGGAGAUCAAGAGGGAUUAAUAUUGGGCUCAUUCUGCUCCUUUCUCAAAUCUUCCAUGUUGGGAUCAACAAUAUUCCACCUGUCACCCUAGCAACUUUGGCACUUAACACCUGGCUCUUCUUGAAUCCUGUGAAGCCCCUGUUUGACUCCUGCAUUAGCGUGGAGAAGUGUUACCAGCAGAAGGACUGGCAGCGUUUACUGCUUUCCCCUUUUCACCAUGCAGACGAUUGGCAUCUGUAUUUCAAUAUGGCAUCUAUGCUGUGGAAAGGAAUCAACCUGGAGAGAAGACUGGGAAGCAGAUGGUUUGCUUACAUCAUCGCCACAUUCUCCCUGCUCACUGGGGUGGUGUACCUGCUUUUGGAAUCUUCUCUUGCAGCAUUCCUGGAUGAACCUGACUUUCGAAGGACCUGUGCUGUCGGCUUCUCAGGAGUUUUAUUUGCUUUGAAAGUUCUUAACAACCAUUAUUGUCCUGGAUGCUUUGUCAACAUUUUGGGCUUGCCUGUACCCAACAGAUAUGCUUGUUGGGUAGAACUUGUGGCUAUUCAUUUCUUUACACCAGGGACUUCCUUCGCUGGGCAUCUGGCCGGGAUUCUUGUCGGACUAAUGUACACUCAAGGGCCUCUGAAGAAAAUCAUGGAAACGUGUGCAGGCAUUUUUUCCUCCGAUAUUGGCUACCCGAGGCAGCAAUACUACUUUAAUAACUCAGGCUCCUCCGGGUAUCAGGAUCAUUAUCCGCGUGGCAGGCCAGGCCACUAUGAAGAAGCACCCAGGAACUAUGAUGCAUACACAGCAGGGCUGAGUGAAGAGGAACAGCUGGAGAGGGCAUUAAGAGCCAGCCUCUGGGACCAAGGAAAUACCAGCAAUAACCCACCACCCUAUGGGUUUCACCUCUCACCAGAAGAAAUGAGGAGACAGCGGCUUCACAGAUUCGAUGGCCAGUGAAGUGGCCCAACAUCUUGAGAAAACAUGGCCCCGUUGUGGAAUGAUUCCUCAUUCUGUUCAUUCCCCCAAACUCCUAAAUAGUUCUGAGCAAAAGCAGAGCACACCGUUGUCUCCCACAUGGCUCACAUCUGCCUUGAACCACGGUCACAUGGCUCCUGUGCGUCAAGAUUUCAAAGCCAGAGUGACUUGUCUUGAAACCCAGCUUUCUGGGUGGCGCCCUUCCCCUGGCUGGGUUCUCUUUCACAGACAGGAUACCAGUCCCUCAAAGUAGGGACCAGUUUCCACAUCCUUUCUCUCCCUGCGACCCAGGGGCCUCAGCCUCAGGUUUAGAUUGCGACCUUCACCAGGAGGUUGUGUGUUCACUCGUCAGGCUGAUCCGGUCCGUCCCUCGUUCAGCCCGAUGUGGCCCAUGUUUGACUUGGCCAGAGGGGAGGCGUCCUCCUCAGGGCCUGCUGGCACAUUGCCACGGUGACUUUCUAAAAACAGGAUGUGGCUACGUGAGCAGUAUGUUCUCUUCUGUCUUCCCCAGUUGCCUCGGCUCGUCAGGCCCCAAUGUCUGGGUGGUGUUUACAGCAUACUUGCUUUGCUUUUAUAUUCCUUGGCCUUUAGAGAAUGUUUUAUUAAAAAAGCUUAAGACCUAAAAAAAAAACCUAAGAUGAGGACAAAUCGUACAUAGACCAUUCCAUUCCACUGCAGGCAGCACCACAGUCUGGGCUCACUGCUGCCUCCUAGUGGUAACAGGUGUACCUGGGCCACAUGACUUAUUAGUAAGGCAACAGCUGUCAUUGAGCUGGUCACUCAGUCCUCAGUCUUUGGGUUGGUCACUGAGAAAUCCUUCUUGCCAGCAGCAUUUUUUUUUCCUCUCAUGAAAGUGCCUUUUACUGGGCCACUGUAACAGCUCACCUGUCCAGCCCAAUUGUCCACAUGCACUCCUGGCUCCUGCCAUGUCUUCCUUCACAGGUGUCUGUCAGAGUCCGGUGUUCCCUGGUGCUUGUGUUUCAUGAAUAAAGGGACAAAGUCACAUGUCACUGGUGUCUCACUAUCACUGAGGUAUGUAUUUUUAAAGAGAAUUGGAAGCAGAAAAGGAUCUUCCUAUUCUGAUUUUAUGUAGCAUUUUAUAUGUAGUUUUCUGAUUAUGAAAGUAAUAUAUAUGCCUUGUUUGUGCAUAAAGCAAACAUCUGGGAGGAAGUAUAGCCAGAUGUUAACAGAGGUUAUAUUUGGGGGUGGGGUACAUGGAUUUUGCUCCUUGUUUUUUAUAAUUCUAUCUUGCUCUGUUUUUACAGUGUGUAUGUUUAUAUGUAUUACUUUUGCAAUCGGGAACUCAUGUAUAUAAUAAUAAAAUAUAUGAUCAGGAAAACUGAUUUAAUAAUAAAUACAGUGUGUCCCUUGAGAAAAUUCACAACAUAAACAAAUACAGAUACGUCCACAAUUUUGAAAUCAUCUGCAUUACCACCACUUAGAGGUACCCAGCAUUAAGGUUUUGGGGAGAUUGCCUUCUGGGUUUUUCCUUGUAUACAGUUAACAAAUUUGGAGCAUACUGCCCGUGCAGUUUUGUAUCUACUUUCUAAUCUGAAUCCAAACCUGAAGGCUUCGACACAUGCCUAUAAGUGAGCCAAGUGAUGCCCUCUGGUCUUGGGAGUACGUUGACCUGACCAGCCGGCAAGACGACGCGGUACCUGAGCAGUGACCCCCUCUGGUCUUGGGAGUACGUUGACCUGACCAGCCGGCAAGACGACGCAGUACCUGAGCAGUGACCCCCUCUGGUCCUGGGAGUACGUUGACCUGACCAGCCGGCAAGACGAUGCGGUACCUGAGCCCCUUGGAUUAAGUUGUACUUGAUGUGAUACCACAGGCGCCUUUUAACACGUUUCUACCUGUGGGUUUGAUAAUUUUAAAUGCGUUCAAGUUAAAAUGCUCAAGCUAAAUGUCAUUCCUCCUGCCCAAACUCCAUGAAUUGGACUCCCAUCAUCCCAAUUAGAAUAACUGCUCACGUACCAUGUUUUCAUAGCACGUGAUAAUUCUAUUAUGAUGUUUGCAUCCUGCCCCUAUUUGUGCACAACUACACAUGGGGUCGCCAUGAGUCAGGGCGACUGGACAGCAGUCACACCACCACAAAGACUUGCCUUCUACACUGAAAGCAGAGACUGAGAAUGGCUCUGGGAUGAGGCCAUGUUGGUUUUUUUCUAUCCCCACCCCACCCAGAGAUGGUUCAUGGGGAGGCCUCAUUAAAUGUUUCCCACCAAAGUGUUUUUUGAAUAUAGAUUUUUUAAAAUAUAGCUAUAUAAAACAAAAACCUGUUGCUGUCGAGUCGAUUCCGACUCAUAGCAACCCUGUAGGACACAGUAGAACUGCCCAUAGACUUGCCAAGGAGCACCUGGUGGAUUGGAACUGCCGACCUUUUGGUUAGCAGCCAUAGCUCUCAACCAUUACGCCAUCAGGGUUUCCAUAUAGCUAUAUAGAGGUCAGUGAUCGUACCUUCUUGUUAUGUUUGACUUGUCAGAAGUGAAGACACAGGAGUUGAAUAUUGGAUGUUAUAUUACUGUAACAUUCAUGCCUUUAUUCAUCGAGUGGAACGUCGCUAAACUUUUAAAGAUCUGGGAAGGGUCAUUAGUUAUAGACCAGUUAUUUUAGCACAACAGUAAAAAUGUUCUCGAAAUUAUAAUUAGUUUGUUCAGUUAACAGGCUUGCCUCUAACCAGUGCUUAUAAUUUUCAGUGUCCACUUUUCUCUGUAAUAGGUAACCCCAAAGCUACGCCAACAAAUUGGGAUAGGGUUGAGAAAAGCCAACCAAAAGCAAGUGUAUUAGACUAAGGAUCUCUCAUAGGGAAUAAGCACUUAGAGCUAGUUUUUUGAUUGGGUUUCUUUGAUAGUAAUUUCCUGAUUGCUUGGCAUCUAGUGUCCACAGUCAGGUUGUGGACAGUCAGCUCAUGAGAGCUCUUAACUGAGGUUCUUUUCUUGGUUCUCAAGGUGAGGGAAUACUUACAAUUACUUCCUCUUAAGACUUGAGUGCAUGCAAGCGAUUCCAAAGUUGUACAUAAUUUUCCAACUCUCCUCUGUCCUUUUAAGUUGCUGCUGGUGAAGGUCAAAGCCAAUAGUAAAUAACUGGUUUUAGUCAGUCUGGGGCCAGUCCACAUAUUUGGCACAUGUUCUGCUGCUUGGGGAGUGAGUGGGCUAAAGGAAUGAGCCCCCCAUCCCCCAUCAAAUGGACCGUAAGACUCAGGGACUGGAGCCGACCUGGCCUCCUCGUUCCCAGUUUUGGUUCCCCUUCAGAGAUUCAGUAUUGAAUGAAGAAUGGUAUUCAGUUAGUUAUUAAAAACCUAUCGUUUCUUCCUUUGCCUUUCCAUAGGUAACCAGUCAUUUUCGCGCCCUAGUCUUUUCAUUUUAGAAUCACAGACUCAGCUUGCUGUUGUUGCUAGGUGCCGUGGUGUUGAUUUUGACUCAUAGCGACCACGUAUAACAGAGUAGAACUGCCCCAUAGGAUCUGCUAAGCUGUAACCUUUAUGGGAGCAGAUCACGAGGUCUUUCUCUUGCAGAGCCUCUGAGUGGGUUCCAACCGCCAACCAUUCAGUUAGCAGCAGAGUGCUUAACUCCUGCACCACCAGAGCUCCUUACACUCCACUUCAAAGGGUCUUGAAAUUGCUCAGUUUAUUGCCCUGCUUGGUACAUAAACUACCUCUUCACUCAUUUCUACAUCUAAAAGUCCCCUUUUGUGAUGCCACGCAUCAUCUCAGAUAUCUUUUUUUUUUUUGCAUUAUUUCUAUUCUGUUGCAAAAUGAAAUGGUGUAGUGUAUCUCACAAAUUCUUAGAACCUUGAGGCACAUGUGCAGGUACAACAACGAGUGCCCAUUUCUUGGUAAGCCUCUUAAAACUGGGGCUCUUUGCAUCGCCUUUGGAUACCUUUGAAAACAGAAUAAAGGUUGGGAUUUUUUGGAUUCCUUGGAAACUGCUUCCACGGUCACUUGAUAAAGAACACCUCUCUUGAAGAUCAAAACCAAAUACCUUUUAUGUGCUCUCUGUUGCCAAGGGAUAAAGGUCACACUCGUUAGUCUCCACAGUGGGCCUCUAACCAGUCCGUCGACCUUACCACCACUUCUCCUUAGCAGAGUCUGUGUUCUGCUAACAGGGUCUCACCAAGCAGGCCAUGAACCCUGAACCUAGCUCAUGCUGUGCUUUCACAUGGGACAGCCUUCUCACUGUCCACGCAGCCACAUCCUCCCAGACCAGCCUCCUGGACGAGGCCUUUUCCAGACACCACAGCCCAGAAUGUUCUCACCCCAUCAGACCUACUGCUUUUGUUGGGUCUGUAUCACAGUUUCCAUGUAUGGCUUGGAUUUGCUGGUUUUUCUCCAAUGAGAGAAUGUCUUUCUCCUUUAGAAUGUAAGCUUUCGUGAAGGCAGGGCCAUGAUUGUGUUUCUGUGUAUCUCCUCACAGUGCCUUGAAGUGUAAACCAAUAACCCAAUAAUAACACUGUGGAUUGAAAGAAAGCUAAGCUCAUUUAUACCGACACCACUGGCACAUGGAAAAAGAUGUACCUCUCGUAGGUUUUGUUGUUGUUGUGUCCCCUUUUCAGAUUUAGGUACUGAGGCUCAGAGAGAAGUGAUGGCCCAGGAUCAGCAGCUGGUAACUGGCAGCUCCACCUGCUAUUUCUAUUGCACGCUAAGCAGAAAGAAUAACAAUUGUGGAAAACAAAUACCUGCAGCAACAUACCACUGUAGCCCUGCAAACAAGAUAACAAACAUAAGUGCUGUGGCAUACAGCUGCGCGCUUCAGAAACGGGAGCGUCUGUCAGCACCUCCUGGAGCACCAGCUGUGGGAGUUGCUAUAGUUACUCCUCAUUUACACAAGAGCAGAGUAAAUGGUGUACCCAACCUGCACUCGUUGUCAUGGGUUGGGUACACCUUUUAUGGUGUAUACAGCGAAGCAGACCCAUUGCUUUGCAACCAGAAGAACUUUUGACUCAUUUAAAAACCUCUACUUGUUCCAAAUAGAUAAAAAUGAUGAGUGAUUGAGAAUUUUGUCUCUAGAUGAUAAAAUAAUAAACACUAGUUAAUGCAACAGCGGGCUCAAACAUAGCAACAAUUGUGAGGAUGGCACAGGACCAGGCAAUGUUCGGUUAUACAUAGGGUCGCUAUGAGUCAGAACUGAUUUGAUGGCACCUAGCAACACCACCACCAUAAUCAUUAAGGAUGCAGGCCACCCCCUAGAAAUAAUGUAUCAUAGGGAGUGCCCUGCUGGCAAAUGUUUUUAGGUGUCGAGUUGGUUACAACUCAUAGCGACCCUAGGUACAACAGAAGGAAACACCGCCCAGUCCUGCACCAUCCUAACAAUCGUUGUUACGCUUGAGCCUAUUGUUACAGCCACUGUGUCGAUCCAUCUCAAUGAGAGUCAUCCUUUUUUUCACUGACCCUCUGCCAAGCAUGAUGUCCUUCUCCAGGGACUGAUCACUCAUGGCAAAUGGGAGAAUAGAAAUGGCUAAGUCGGCUGGAGCUGCAGUAACAAAGCCAGUGGCUAGGUAAGGGCCUCUAGGUACUUCUUUCUCCAACUCAGAGCAGCUCCCCUGGAGAGCUGAGAGUGGGCAUCUAGGGGUUGUGGAGGCCUGGCUGGUGUUGAGCUGCCUCUGGGAUAUAGGUCUUCUGGGAUCCCCCCAAGAUAGCACCAGCUUCAUGAGUCCCAGAGCCUUUACCCCCUUUCCCAGAUCAGCUAAGACUGUCUCCACGCUCAGCUGGCCAGCUGACUGAGAACCAGUGACAUGGGACUUUGCAGCGAUAGCAGUAAUUCAGGACACCAGAGUGACAUCUGUAUAGAUCCCUCUGUUUUCUAAUCAACCCACAAAUGGGUGAAGCUCCUAGGAGGCAGUGGUGUAGUGGGUAAGAGCACAGUCUUUGGCAACAGACAGGCCAGCGUUCAAGUCCUGCUAGGUGCUGACUGUGUGGCCUUGAGCAAGUUACUUAUUCUCUCAACCUCAGUUUCCUCAUCUGGAAAAUAAGGUAGUUGCGAGGCUUAGAGGGAGCACAUGUCAUUUCCUGUCAUAUAGUAGGUGCUCAAAUAUUAGCUAAAUAUAGUUACUUCUCUACCAGGUGAGAAAUUGGGCCAGUUACCCUUGAAGUUCCCUCCUACUUAAAAAGAGUAAGUCCAUGAAGCAGUUUUUGAAUAUCUGCUCUGCACCAUCCCUGUGCCCUGCAAUGUAAGUGCUAUAAGAGAAUUAUAAUCAAUUCUAGACUCUCACAACUGGAUCAAUAAGCAACAACAUGAUAAACGGAGAAAAGAUUGAAGUUGUCAAGGAUUUCAUUUGCUGGGAUCCACAAUCCACACCCAUGGAAACAGCAGUCGGGAAAUCAAAAGAUGUGUUGCAUUGGGCGAAUCUCCUGCAAAAGAUGUUUUUAAAGCAAUCAAAGGCAAAGAUGUCAUUUUGAGGACUCAGGAGCGCUUGACUCAGGCCAUGAUAUUUUCAGUCACCUCAUAUUCAGACAAAAGCUGGACAGUAAAGGAAGACCAAAGAAUUGAUGUCUUUGAAUUAUGGUGUUGGCAAAGAAUAUUGAAUAUACCAUGGACUGUCAGAAGAAUGAACAGUCUGGCUUAGAAGUACACCCAUCGUGCUCCAUAGAAGCGAGAAAGGCAAGACUCCAUCUCAUAUGCUUUGGAUGUGUUAUCUGGAGGAACCAGUCCCUUGAGAAGGACAUCAUGCUUGGUAAGGGAAGAGUGGGCUCAAACAUAGCAACGAUUGUGAAAGUGGCGCAGGACCAGGCCGUGCUGCCUUCUGUUGUACGUAGGGUCUCUCUCAGUGGGAACCAACUUGACGGUACCUAACAACGACUUCAAGUUACAAUAGUGAAAAAAGGAACCCUGGUGGUGCAGUGGUUAGGAGUUCGGCUGCUAACCAAAACGUCAGCAGUUGGAAUCUACCAGCUGCUCCUUGGAAGCCCUAUGGAGCAGUUCUCCUCUGUCUUAUAGGGUUCUUAUGAGUCGAAAUCAACUCGACGGCAACAGGUUUUUUGGUUAUAUAGUGAAAAAUAACAUUUUAUAUCUCUUUAUAGUUGAUUUUCUCUCAUUUAAUCCUUACAACAACCCCUGAAGUAAGUGGUCUGAUUCUCAUUCAGUUGAAUCCUCACUCAACCACAGGGUAUGAGCAACGUAUCCACUGCCCAGGGGACUCAAUAGUGUUUGAGGCAGACCCUCUGCCCCAAGGCUUGGUUCCAUUUCUACUAAACUGGUGGCAUAGUGGUUAGGAGCUGGGCUGCUAACCAAAAGAUCAGCAGUUCAAAUCCACCAGCCGCUCCUUGGAAACUCUAGGGGGCAGUUCUACUCUCUCCUGUAGGGUCACUGUGAGUUGGAAUCGACUUGAUGACAACGAACUUUUUUUAAACCCUCCCUACCCAUCUUUGUGUGCAGGUCAGUGCUUCCCAGAGCCUCUGAAUCCCAUCCUUUCCAGAAGAAAAAGGGUCACUUUCUAUACUCCCAUGCUGCUACUUCUUCCCUUCUACAGUUCACAGUUGACCAGGUAAUCUUUCCUAUUUUUCUGCACUAAGUCAGCUCCAAGGGUAGGCCCUAGUAAGAAACAGGCAAAAAGCAAACUCAUUUUAGCUUCAAAGAAAAUAAAUGCACCAGAUAAGACAUUUGUUUUUGGUGAUCACGACACGAUUUUAUAUAUAAUGAACCAUAUUAUAAAUGAGAAUACAACAAAGACUUAAUCGUCAAUGGCAGACCUGGCACCUCGCAUAUGUUACACAUUGAAAGUCUUUAACUUUCCAAUCAUACGUUAAAGAAAAGGAUGCAAUUUAUUGGACACAUUUCACAUUUUUCCCCAUGAAUCAUUAAAUAUUUAAGCACCAUAACAUUUAACCAUCUCUCGUCUCUGUGGCAGUCAGCUUUGGUGGUUUAAAAUGAAUUAUGCAGAAUUUCCGGCAGAUAAUAACAGUGACAAUUGCAGAGUACUGAUUUUUAAUGUCAAUUGUUUUGUUACCUGUGGAAUUUCUGAUAAUGUCCCUGCCGGAAAUUGUGAUUUUUGUGUGCGGUACAGUAACUUGGAGACUUGAAACAAAACAGCAUUGCCAAAGACAUGGAGAAUUGGCCAGGUACAAAUAAUUCCAAUAAGUAAAUUAUAUGCCCUGUGAGAAUCAUAUUUCUA